Cajanus cajan (pigeon pea) is the source of this 1069-nucleotide messenger RNA. RefSeq names its product dimethylallyl, adenosine tRNA methylthiotransferase. Gene Ontology annotation, cellular component: chloroplast stroma. The record is from RefSeq and is a predicted model, not a curated record. NCBI's taxonomy places the organism in Eukaryota, Viridiplantae, Streptophyta, Magnoliopsida, Fabales, Fabaceae.
GCAAAAGCAAUGCAAGGGCAGGGAGGGUGAAUUACAGAGUUACCCUUUUCGAGUUAGAAAGGAUAAUGCUGGGAAAGAAGUUGCAAGGUUGAGACUUGAGAGUAUUUCGAGUGGCGGAGCAGGGUGAAUCCGAUUAUCUAAAUGGCCACUCUUAGCUUUGGCAUUGCUACAAUAAGUGUGAGUUCCGCCGCUGAUUGUGGUACAAGAAGCAACUGGAAAUGGCGCAGACCCAACAGAAUUUUGUGUAUUGGAUGGGACCCCGAAGGCGUUCUUGGGCCACCCAAAACCGGCCACCUCGCCAGGCUCGAGUUAAAGAGGCGCCUCGAGAGAGAUACAGAGGCCCGCGAAGCCUUCCAACGUCAAGCCCGUGAAGAGAAAGAACGCCGUCAAUCCCUUCGACAAUCUCGUGUUCUUCCCGAUACUCCGCAAGACCUCAUUGAGUACUUGCUUGACACCGAGGCUCAGGAGAUUGAGUUUGAGAUUGCAAGAAUGAGACCGCGUUUGAAUCAGGAAUUCUUUUCGCAACUCAAAUUAGAGUUAGGACAGCUUCGCUUCGCUGUUAACAGAACACAGCUCAUGGAGGACAGACUCAUUGAGCUGGAGGCUCUAGAGAAAGCCAUACAAGAAGGAGUAGAAGCUUAUGAUAAGAUGCAAGAUGAACUCAUAAAAGCCAGGGAAAACCUUACCAAAAUCUUGACAUCAAAGGAUGUAAAAGCAACUUUGCUGGAAAUGGUUGAAAGGAAUGAAAUUAAUAGAUCUUUGUUGGCGCUUCUUGAUGAAAACAUUGCAAGUGCACAGAGGGGCAACCAGAAACAGGCUGCAGAAUACAUGGAGAAGCUCCGCGGGGCUGUUCUCAAGUACAUUACAGUUUAGUGCACAUAUGGUACUUUUUUUUAUUUUCCCACUUUACUAGUAUUAUUUGUGAAAACUGUGUUGUUGAUAAUUGUAUCAAAUAAACAAUUAUAAAGAACUGGGGUGUUCUGAUUUGUGGUAACAGAUUUCUCCACUGUAAUAUCAGAACUAACAAAUUAUAAAUUUUGAAAUACGACUUGUGCAUCUUUUGUUGAAA